Trichogramma pretiosum is the source of this 1290-nucleotide messenger RNA. RefSeq names its product transmembrane emp24 domain-containing protein 3-like. Gene Ontology annotation, biological process: endoplasmic reticulum to Golgi vesicle-mediated transport; intracellular protein transport; Golgi organization. The transcript has 3 exons. NCBI's taxonomy places the organism in Eukaryota, Metazoa, Arthropoda, Insecta, Hymenoptera, Trichogrammatidae. The record is from RefSeq and is a predicted model, not a curated record. Gene Ontology annotation, cellular component: Golgi apparatus; endoplasmic reticulum; COPII-coated ER to Golgi transport vesicle. The coding region runs from base 304 to 936 and encodes 210 amino acids.
AAUGUCAACUUGCCAUAUCUAACACUGUAUUAGCGUAAAAGCUGCUGUGUGUAUGUGCGGGCAGAAAUCAGAAGCGGCAGCAGCAGCAUUGCCCCGUGCUUUCUACAUAACUACAGCAGCGCUAUUUCUAUAGUACAUAUAACAAGUUGCAUUGAAAAAGCAUCCGGCUUCGCGAGUCGUCUGCGCCCAUCCAGCUCUACGCCCGCACCGGAUCACGACACGGACGCACCGCGCUCGAUUUCUCUCGGCACGAAAAUUGGCAGUGCAGCUUAGCAAAAAGUUGCUUCAUAUGUUAAGGCCGCGAUGACCAAGAUGCUAGGCUCGCAAAUCGCUGCGUUGGUUACGAUACUCGGCCUGGUCCUCGGGGCGGCUGGCGUUGAGUUAACCUUCGAGCUGCCCGACAACGCCAAAGAGUGCUUCUACCAGGAGAUCGAGAAGAACGUCACCUCCACGUUGGAGUUUCAGGUUGUCACUGGUGGCCAGUAUGAUGUUGAUGUUACUCUGGAGUCUCCCACAAAAGAAAUUAUUUAUAGACAAGUGAAGAUGCAGUACGAUGCACACACGUUUACUCCAACAGUGUCCGGUGUUUAUACUGCUUGUUUUAGCAAUGAAUUUUCUACUUUUUCACACAAGCUAGUGUACAUAGAUUUUCAAGUUGGAGAUGAGCUUCCUCUGCCAGGACUUGGUGAGCACGUCACAGUUAUGACACAGAUGGAGUCAUCGGCUCAAGAAAUUCACAAAAAUUUGAACAGUAUCCUUGAUUAUCAAACUCAUCAUCGUUUGAGAGAGGCUCAAGGACGCAAAAGGGCAGAAGAUCUGAAUGAAAGAGUUUUGUGGUGGUCUGCUCAAGAAGCUAUCGCUAUUAUAGUUAUCAGCGCUGCUCAAGUGUUAGUUCUGAAAAACUUCUUCACAGACAGAAAACCUACAUUAUAUUAAAUUAUUUAGUCUAGGGUUGAAUAAUUUGUUAUUUAUGUGUACUUUAAGCUUUUGUUUGUCUCUGAUCAACGAGCUCCACCAAAGUUUCAAGAGCUUGAGUAUGGAUGUAUAAAAAUACAGAAUGUUGUUACUAUGAGUUGUAAAAUACGAUACAUGUAUGAACAUCUGUAAUGUGUGGUUAUUUAAAUUAAGAAAAGUUUUAUUAUUACAUUUGCCAAUAAUCUAAACUGUCUCUGUAAAAAAAAAAAAAAAUGGAUAAUGUUCUUGAGUCUGUUUUGAGAAAUUGUGAGUUAAAUCUACUAUACUAUUUAUGUGUGUAAAAUAAACCAAAUUAAAAUUUUUAAUUUACUUCAA